Molecule: messenger RNA, 1781 nt
Organism: Vombatus ursinus (common wombat)
Lineage: Eukaryota; Metazoa; Chordata; Mammalia; Diprotodontia; Vombatidae
Gene: WNT6
Product: Wnt family member 6
Exons: 4
Coding region: 200-1303 (367 amino acids)
Biological process (GO): canonical Wnt signaling pathway; neuron differentiation; multicellular organism development
Cellular component (GO): extracellular region
Molecular function (GO): frizzled binding; cytokine activity
Source: RefSeq, a predicted model, not a curated record
CUCGCCCCAUCCCUCCGCCUCUGCCUCUCCCUCCUCUCCCUCCUCUCCCGGGAUGGGGCUGGGAGUUGUAGCCGCUGCAGCCAGGCUGCUCCGGUGCUCCCCGUGAAAGCUCGGGAUCCCCUCGCCCCAGCUUCACCAGCUCGCCCUCCGGCUUCUACCUCUCCCGCCCCUCCCCAAAAGCCAGACCCCAGCCGUCGAGAUGCUACGGCCAGCUCCGACUCGACUGGGACUUGUCCUGCUUUUGCUCUGUCCCGCCCACGUCGGCGGGCUGUGGUGGGCUGUGGGCAGCCCCCUGGUCAUGGACCCCACCAGCAUCUGCCGGAAGGCUCGACGGCUAGCGGGACGGCAGGCAGAGCUGUGUCAAGCUGAGCCCGAGCUGGUGGCGGAGCUGGCACGGGGUGCCCGGCUAGGUGUAAGGGAGUGCCAGUUCCAGUUCCGAUUCCGACGCUGGAACUGUUCCAGCCACAGCAAGGCCUUUGGGAGAAUCCUGCAGCAGGAUAUCCGGGAGACAGCCUUCGUCUUCGCCAUCACGGCAGCUGGGGCCAGCCAUGCAGUGACCCAGGCCUGCUCUAUGGGAGAGCUGCUGCAGUGUGGCUGCCAAGCUCCCCAUGGACGGGCCCCACCCCGGCCCCCUGGACUCCCCAACCUCACUGGGACUCCGGGGCCUCCAGGGCCUGGGAGCUCCUUGGACGGCAAUGCAGCCUGGGAGUGGGGGGGCUGUGGAGACGACGUGGACUUCGGAGAUGAGAAGUCCAGGCUCUUCAUGGAUGCUCGGCACAAGCGGGGACGGGGUGAUAUCCGGGCACUGGUGCAGCUACACAACAAUGAGGCUGGACGGCUGGCGGUGCGGAGUCACACGCGCACAGAAUGUAAGUGCCACGGCCUCUCGGGCUCCUGCGCCCUUCGCACCUGCUGGCAGAAGCUGCCCCCGUUCCGGGAGGUGGGAGCCCGGCUGCUGGAGCGCUUCCACGGCGCCUCCAGGGUCAUGGGGACCAAUGACGGCAAGGCCUUACUGCCGGCUGGCCACACCCUCAAGCCCCCCGACCGCGCCGACUUGCUCUACGCCGCAGAUUCGCCCGACUUCUGCUCGGCCAACCGGCGGACGGGCUCCCCGGGUACGCGGGGCCGCGCCUGCAACAGCAGCGCCCUGGACCUGAGCGGCUGCGACCUGCUGUGCUGCGGCCGGGGACACCGUCAGGAGAGCGUGCAGCUUGAGGAAAACUGUUUCUGCCGCUUCCACUGGUGCUGCGUGGUGCAAUGUCACCGCUGUCGCGUGCGCAAGGAACUCAGCCUCUGCCUUUGACCCGGACCUGCCCUUGCCCCGCGCCCCUGGACCUCGGGGAGCUGAGCCUGCAUCUCGGGGCCACCGGCGAGAGACGACUAGACGGUGGCAGAGAACGUGGCCUUGGGCUGGCCUCAACUAAGGAAGUAUUCAUCCUCUAUCCGAGAACUUGGCAAAGGAUGCCUUCCCGGAUCAUCGUGAUCUGUUAUUCCAGGAGCAGAGACCACUACAUGCAGGGAAGUGAACUCUGGAGAGAUACCUAGCUACCUGGGUGCCAAGGAUAAUGGGUGAUGCUGUGGAUGCCCUGCUCAAUUCUAACUGACUCUUCCUUCAACAUUUCCUGAUAAGGAUGGAGAUUUGGAAUGGGAAUCUGGGUACUCUUAAAGCACUGCCUGGGGAAUAGGAGGAAGCGAGAAAAGCCAAGGGGAGCAACACUGGAGGAUGGGGGGGACCCUAAUGACAGGGUUGGGGAGGGCCCUAGGAGGUGUCAAAGGGGUGA